Molecule: messenger RNA, 1350 nt
Organism: Aricia agestis (brown argus)
Lineage: Eukaryota; Metazoa; Arthropoda; Insecta; Lepidoptera; Lycaenidae
Product: ribokinase
Exons: 6
Coding region: 282-1229 (315 amino acids)
Biological process (GO): D-ribose metabolic process
Molecular function (GO): ribokinase activity
Source: RefSeq, a predicted model, not a curated record
GAAAAUAUAUAAGUACUAGUAAUCUGUGAUAGAAACCACGUUGACUUGAGGUUAAAAUAAUAAUUUACAUAGGUACUCAAUCCUGCUGAUAAGGCGUUAUCUUGAAACAAAAAUUAAUACACGGUUGGUAUUUAUAUCUCUGUUGAUUACUUUGAAAGCAAUACUUACUCUCAACCAGUACAACCGACGUGACUGAAUUAAGUAAAUAUAUACUAGUAAUCUGUGAUUAAGUACCUACGUACCUACUACCUACCCACUUACUAACUUUUUUCAACCAAAGAAUGUCCUCUGAUAAAAAUAAUAUGAGAAAUAUUGUGGUUAUUGGAUCAUGUAGCGUUGAUUUUACAACUUACUCAUCAAGGCUACCUAAACCUGGCGAAACUCUUCAUGGUACUAAAUUUACUACCAGUUACGGAGGAAAAGGAGCAAACCAAUGUGUAGCUGCAGCAAAACUUGGAGGAAAAACAUUUAUGAUCUGUAGACUUGGAGAUGACCAAUGGGGACAGCAAUAUAAAGAUUAUUUAGGCAAAUCAGGAGUAGAUGUUACUUAUACAAGUAUAACAAAAGACACAAGUACCGGUAUAGCUCAAAUAUCAGUUGCAGAAAAUGGUGAAAACCAAAUUGUGAUAGUUGCUGGCGCAAAUGAUCAUCUAAGUAAAGAUGAUGUAGAUACGGCAAAGGAAGUUAUAAGGAAUGCAUAUGUUCUAGUAGCUCAACUAGAAACACCAUUAAGCACAACUCUGGAAGCAUUUAAACUUAGUAAUGGAAUAAAACUUUUGAAUGCAGCACCUGCUAGAACUGAUAUUGAGGAAAUUCUUCCUCUGUGCUCAAUACUUUGUGUGAAUGAAUCUGAGGCCUCUAUGUUGGCUGGUUUUGAUGUAGAUCUAUAUAAUGCCAAAGUAGCCUUGCAAAAGUUACUACAAUCAGGAUGUGAAACUGUCAUUAUUACUUUAGGACACCAAGGAGCCGUUUAUGGUAGCAAGCAUAAUGCUGAAUAUUAUCACGUGUUCUGUGAAAAAGUUACCGCUGUUGAUACAACUGGAGCCGGUGAUGCAUUUGUUGGGGCCCUAGCAACUUAUCUCACAAGUCACAAGGAUUAUGCAAUACAUCAAAUAAUCGGUGCUGCAUGCGAUAUUGCAACAAUGUCAGUUCUAAAAGAAGGAACACAGACCAGUUACCCAACAGACUAUAAGCCAUUUACGAAAGAGUAUCCUUACGAGUUGUUAUAAGUACUAAUUAAAAAAAUACCCCUCAGCCCUUUACUAGAAAAGAUAGAGAUCUCAGAUCGACAAGGCUCUAAAAGAACGUGGCGAAAAAGUAACUAACGCUGCCAUUAUACAAAAUAAUUGG